This is a messenger RNA of Chaetomium fimeti, 1436 nucleotides long. RefSeq lists its product as uncharacterized. The transcript has a single exon. The coding region runs from base 457 to 1080 and encodes 207 amino acids. NCBI's taxonomy places the organism in Eukaryota, Fungi, Ascomycota, Sordariomycetes, Sordariales, Chaetomiaceae. The record is from RefSeq and is a predicted model, not a curated record.
CGCGGGGGGCUCUGUUAUCUAACGAGGGAUCAGUCCAUAAAGCCUGGUCUCGCUCAUCUACGUAAGCACCCUGACCCGCCAGCUCCCAGCUCGCUAUGCCUCGUGGAUCCGAAACGGGUGCAAUUGACGUAUUGCCACCGAAACACGCGCGUUCAAUUCCUAGGUAGCUACGAGGAUGGCCGCCGCUUUGGAAAGUGCGCAUAGCUUUCUUUCCAAAGAAAUAAUCGAUUUGAACGAAUAAUGAGCGCUCCAAUCAGAUGAGUGGCUGCCUGGAAAUGCGAUUUAUCAAGGAAAGUCGCGUGUUGUUGGUGCCUUCCCUUGAGUCAAUCUUUCCCAACUUCUUUUUUCUUUUUUUCCAAGCCGCAACCCUUCAGCCCCCAGGCCCCCUGUACCGCGUGAGACGCGUUUCUGGGUGACGAUUGACAACAACUCCCCACCACAUUCCCAAUUUUCCAAAUGCUUAGCACGCCGACAGACGAGGGAGACGAGGGUGCUCCGCCGCCCUCGCAGUCUCACUUUGCAAAGUACAAGCAUUUCACGCCCAACGACGCGGCAUCAUUUGACGAUGAAUUUGCCCGACUCGCCUCAUCGCAGGAAUGGGUUCCCGGUUCCCAAAACUACACCCGACAACGCACCAUCGCCAUGAGGGAGGAACUCGAGCUCCACUACUUCUCGCAGUCGCAGUCUCAACAACUUGACGACAUCGACGAAGAAACAGGAGAAGAGCUCACCCCCGAAGAGAUAAAACUCCGAGGUUACCAAGCACUCUGCCACGAGGUCGGCAUUGAUCCGAGCGACUCGGUCGCAGAGUGCAAGAGACACCUGAAUAAUACCCUCGUCAACAUUGUUGACCUCAUCGAUGCCCGGCGGACCGGCAAACGUGUCAAAGUGUGGGACAGCUUCCAGGAGUUCCGGGCCUACACCCUCCUCGACAACCACAGGAUCGAUAUCACAGAGGCGAAGCGCCCUCCAGGCUACCUUGCUUCAUUAUUGCAACGUUUGUCAGGUCCUCGAUUGCGUAGCAAAAAGGGUGUCUCCAAGCGUGGAUCGGGCCGCAUCACCAAACGUAAGGCGGCUUAAAAGCAACAUUUCGGGUUGCAUCUGCCACCCUCCGUCCACCGUCGACAACCUCUAUCCGGACGUCGAACAGACUUGUCGCUCGCCAUCGUGGCGACGCCUCAGAGCUGCACGGGGGGCGGCAUUGACAGGCGGUUGUGUGAGGCAAGACUUGGAAGCACGAUUUGGGAGCCUAGAUACGAUGGAUUAUGUUCCGGAUUUAGCCAUCCUCUAAUUGUACACGAUACCGGCCCAACCGCCGAAGCGGCUGUGGCAGAUGGAGCUGAUGUGCAAGUCUAUCCUGUCCCUACUUACUAGUGUCUGCUGUUCCAUGGCAUUCCCGGUUCUCCGUCAACUGGAUCGCCUCUGCUAUCAACUCC